Molecule: messenger RNA, 735 nt
Organism: Baudoinia panamericana UAMH 10762
Lineage: Eukaryota; Fungi; Ascomycota; Dothideomycetes; Mycosphaerellales; Teratosphaeriaceae
Exons: 3
Coding region: 1-735 (244 amino acids)
Biological process (GO): endoplasmic reticulum unfolded protein response
Cellular component (GO): endoplasmic reticulum membrane; Hrd1p ubiquitin ligase ERAD-L complex
Molecular function (GO): misfolded protein binding; ubiquitin-specific protease binding
Source: RefSeq, a predicted model, not a curated record
AUGUUGGGCGCCGGCGAGGGUUUCCCACUCGAGCAGUGGUUCUUUGAGAUGCCGCUGGUGACAAGAUGGUGGACCACAGCAACAGUCGUUACGGGGGUGCUAGUGCAGUGCCAGGUCCUCACGCCCUUUCAGCUAUUCUACAGCUUCCGAGCGGUUUUCCACAAACAGCAGUACUGGCGACUGGUAACAACCUUCAUCUACUUCGGCCCGCUAUCUCUCAACCUUCUCUUCCACAUCUUCUUCAUCCAGCGGUAUGCACGCAUGCUUGAGGAGUCUGCGGCGUCGGUGGCCCACUUCUCCUGGUUGAUGGCAUAUGCUUCAUCGACCCUCCUCGCUAUUGCACCGCUCUUCAACCAGGCAUUCUUGGGGACGACACUGAGUAGCACGUUGGUCUAUAUCUGGAGUCGGCGGAAUCCGGACACGCGGCUCAGCUUCCUCGGAGUGUUGACCUUCAAGGCGCCGUGGCUGCCGUGGGUGUUGAUCGCUUUCAACGUAGUACUUCACGGACAUUGGCCGAAGGACGAGCUAUGCGGCAUUUUGGUUGGACACGUGUGGUACUUUUUCAAUGAUAUCUACCCAUCCACUCAUGGCGGACGCAGACCGUUCGAGCCGCCACAAUGGUGGAUACGACUCUUCGAGCGAGGGGCAUUGGGCGCGCAUGCGCAGGGAACGGACAUACACGCGGCAGCGCUCAACAGAGAAGUCGCUGCGCCUGCAGUGGCGGACGUCAGAUAG